Messenger RNA from Colletotrichum acutatum, 809 nucleotides. RefSeq lists its product as uncharacterized. NCBI's taxonomy places the organism in Eukaryota, Fungi, Ascomycota, Sordariomycetes, Glomerellales, Glomerellaceae. The transcript has a single exon. Bases 192 to 374 code for a protein of 60 amino acids. The record is from RefSeq and is a predicted model, not a curated record.
AUUGGGUAUUUUGCCUGGCUGCUAGUACUGCAGUUCACGAGAUCUUCACGAUAGGAAGAGAAGGUGGCUGAUGCUUUUUCUUCCUUUUCGUAUAUGCGCUUGAGACGUUUCCAAACCCCCCAUUUCGGAAACUUUGCUUUCUUUUUCGACCUCGCUUGCAGGCCGUUUUGUCUCUCCAUCUGACCAUUGGCAUGAUACCGACUGCCGACCAUUUCUUCUUCCAAAGCAGCAAGCCUACCUCUCUGGAUUCACAACCAAACUCACCUCACAAGUUUCCCAAAAAAGUCGCCAACUGGGAGUGCGAGUCAAACGAGAUCCCUUCACCGCCGGUAUGGCCAAUGGCGGCGCUUCGUUUCUCCUGGGAUCUCGCAUGACAGAGAUGGGAGGUACCCCAGUACCUCACCGGCCCCACAUCCGAUGAUUUCCCACAUCUCUAGCCAACCACAUGCACCCUACGACUACGUACCUUGGCUACGAACAUUGAAGGCAUCAAUCUCACUUUCUGGUCCGCCAUAUGAAAUGACACGGAGCGGUCACACCGAAAAGGCGUUCAUCCAUUCCACACAUUGAAACCCCCCCUUAUUUUUCCUUCUAGAAGAAGGACCAGGCUCAUGAUCUCAUCUCUCGUCGCCUUCUCCUCUGCACCUUGGCUUUGAAACUACAGGGGACCCCGAAUUCCCAGAUCGUCCUUUCCUGAUAAUUUCCGAACGAAUCAGGCCGCUGAGGAGCAAUUCACGAAGAAAUAUACCAUCUGCAAGGCAGCAGCUUCCAAGCUUUGGAAAAUCGGCGGUACUGGAAGGAAUCUCGGG